Messenger RNA from Silurus meridionalis, 1981 nucleotides. RefSeq names its product solute carrier family 25 member 6 (gene slc25a6). The record is from RefSeq and is a predicted model, not a curated record. Gene Ontology annotation, molecular function: ATP:ADP antiporter activity. Gene Ontology annotation, biological process: mitochondrial ATP transmembrane transport; mitochondrial ADP transmembrane transport. Gene Ontology annotation, cellular component: mitochondrial inner membrane. Bases 130 to 1026 code for a protein of 298 amino acids. The transcript is spliced from 4 exons. NCBI's taxonomy places the organism in Eukaryota, Metazoa, Chordata, Actinopteri, Siluriformes, Siluridae.
AGUUCUCCGCACCUGCGCGGACGCUGGGAGUUUGCGCACUACGGCCUCUGCAGCUGAGCAGCUCAUCACCAUCCUUUCUCCUGUUCAGCUAAUCCGUGCGUUAACUAGAUUUAUAAUAUAUAAGGUGCCAUGGCAGACGCCGCGAUAUCAUUUGCAAAAGACUUUCUGGCCGGCGGAGUUGCGGCUGCAAUUUCUAAAACAGCCGUCGCUCCGAUCGAGAGAGUGAAACUGCUUCUGCAGGUACAGCAUGCCAGCAAGCAAAUCAGCGCUGACAAACAGUACAAAGGAAUAAUCGACUGUGUUGUGAGGAUUCCCAAAGAGCAAGGUUUUGCCUCCUUCUGGCGUGGCAAUCUCGCCAAUGUCAUCCGCUACUUCCCCACCCAAGCCCUCAACUUUGCCUUUAAGGACAAGUAUAAGAAGGUCUUCUUGGGUGGUGUUGACAAGCACACUCAAUUCUGGCGCUAUUUUGCUGGAAACUUGGCAUCUGGAGGUGCAGCAGGAGCCACGUCUCUUUGUUUCGUCUAUCCCCUCGAUUUUGCACGUACCCGUUUGGCCGCUGAUGUUGGAAAAGCCUCCGCCACCAGAGAAUUCAAUGGCCUUGGUGACUGCCUGACUAAGAUCUUCAAGUCUGAUGGAUUGCGAGGCGUGUAUCAGGGCUUUAAUGUGUCUGUGCAGGGCAUCAUCAUCUACAGGGCAGCUUACUUUGGAGUCUACGAUACAGCCAAAGGUAUGCUUCCUGACCCUAAGAACACCCACAUUGUGGUUAGCUGGAUGAUUGCACAGAGUGUCACUGCAGUGGCUGGUGUGGUCUCUUAUCCUUUCGACACCGUGAGGCGUCGCAUGAUGAUGCAGUCUGGACGCAAAGGAGCUGACAUUAUGUACACUGGGACGAUCAACUGCUGGAGGACUAUUGCACGCGAUGAGGGUGCCAAAGCGUUCUUCAAAGGAGCUUGGUCUAAUGUUCUCAGAGGCAUGGGAGGUGCUUUUGUGCUUGUGCUAUAUGAUGAAUUUAAGAAAUUUGUUUAAAUAUGCCAAGCAAAGCAGUAAGAAUAAAAAAAAUUAUAAUAUAAUAGAUCUAACUGCUAAAGUUUUUCAUGCUUUCCCCGAACAUAUGCAGUGUGUAGCCAGUUAUCUAUGUAAACAGCCAGCAUAAAUUAUAGUAUUAAACCUCUGGAGCAUUAAUGUAUACACUAUGUGAAUUAGUUUCUUAUAGUAUGCACUAAUGCACAAAUCUAAAUAGUAAUUUAUUUUUGUUGCACAUCUUUUUGAUUUGGAAAUGUUAUUGUUUACUUGCAUAAGACUGUGGUUGUGUAAUAGGUUUGAACAGUACAUGCCUUGCCAAUGGACCAGGCUCUAAUGUAAUGGCUAGUACUAUGCAGCAAUAGUUUAUCUUCACUCCCUGAAACAUAGGUGAAAAUUGCAAGAUGCUACUUAAGGUUUCUAAUAACAAGAAUAAAAAAGAAGAUAAAUGAUCAAAUACAACAGAUUAAUACUUGAGCCAUGAAUGGUCUUUUUUUCUUUAUGUUCAAAGUUGGAUAAACAUAGGCAUGGCUGGUUCAGAGAUAUAUUCAGCAUGAUGUUUUAAUUCCCCACUUUGCGAAUUGGAGAAUGAUCAACACAAUAAAUGGCUCCAACAUUGUUUCCACAGAGCCAGAGUAAUGGCCUUCACAUUCAGAGCCGGGGUGACAUGACAAGUUGCUUUUUUUUGUGGAACACUGCUAAAAGUAUUUUCUUUCCCAAGCAAUAUGGGAAACCAUAUUUUCAAGGCGAUUUUCUUGUCAGUAUGUCAAAUUAUGUGAGACUGAUCUCAAUGCCUCAAGUGAAAAGGACAGCCGUUUGUGUCCACAUAGGACAGUGAAAAAAGGCAUCGCCCAUCAUGUGAAGUAUGUUGUAAUCAGACAUUGAGAAACCACAUUUGCAGAGACCUUAUUCUUGAGUAAAAAGCAGGAAUGCUUGUAACACAAUAAAAGUAUAUACCUCA